This is a messenger RNA of Phanerochaete carnosa HHB-10118-sp, 2797 nucleotides long. RefSeq lists its product as uncharacterized. The record is from RefSeq and is a predicted model, not a curated record. NCBI's taxonomy places the organism in Eukaryota, Fungi, Basidiomycota, Agaricomycetes, Polyporales, Phanerochaetaceae. Bases 143 to 2659 code for a protein of 838 amino acids. The transcript has a single exon. Gene Ontology annotation, molecular function: aspartic-type endopeptidase activity. Gene Ontology annotation, biological process: proteolysis.
CACGGACGGGGCGCAUAUACCCACGACGAACGACAAACAGCCGCCUAGGAAGAAGAAAGCCCCCUCGGUUCCCCCUUCCAGUCGGCAACUCCGUGCACGAACAGUCAGCGGCCCUCGAUCUUCCAACACGUUGCUCAGCGACAUGAAUACAAAUCCGUCUGUCAGUCUCGCGACGGUCCCCCUCGCCCUUCCACUUCCCCUGCCGUCGAGCAAAGAUGCGCCGUACUUCAACGGAAGGCGUGUGAAGGUGUUCCUGGAGACAAUAGAGUACGUUGGGAAGUCGGCCGGGUAUGGCAAGGCCCAGUGGCCGUCGCUAAUCCUUCGGUACUCGUCGUCGGAGGUCAAGAAGACACUCGCGAAGGAAGAGGAUGUCCUGAAUGGGACCGAUUGGGACGCUGCAAAGGAGCGGUUGCUCUUUUAUUAUGAGUCGAGCUCAUCGUCCAAGAGAUGUACACCUAAGAAGCUAAAGGAUUUUGUUUCUAAGUCGAGCAAAAAGAAAAUCACGUCACGUCAGCAGGUUGACCGGUACCACCGCCGCUUCUCAAAGAAGGCUGGCAAACUCGUCGAUGAUAAGAAGAUUACACAAGCUGAGUCUGAUUACCUCUUCUACAAGGGUCUUCCUCGGAAGGUCCGGUCGUCAAUUAAACCUCGGUUGACUGCACUUUUAGCAGCACAGAACAAGGAGCUGUUGGCGUCAUCCCCCGCUGCGAUGGCGGAUACGCUGGCAGCGGCUCGUGCGCUCUAUGACCCGGACGAUAUCGAUUACAGCGACGUGGACGAUAGAUCGUCGAGUUCAUCGGAUUCAGACGAGAGGUCCGACGGGGACAUGACUGACGACACGGACGACGAGUCAUCGACGGACUCAGGUCGCCGACUGAAACGCAAGGGAAGGAAGAUGCCGAAGAGAGGGCGAUCACGGGAAGGAGAUAGGAGGCGACGGGGAAAGAAGGACGAGUCGCGGUCGAGGUCGAGGGACGGGAGAAGGACACGUCUGGCCACGGGGGACCGGAGAGAGCUACGCGAUCUAGCGGAGUCAGUGAAGCAACUGCAGGUGGCCGUACAGACCCAGGUGGUCGCACAAUCGCAAGCAGCCGUGCAGACAGGAAUCGGCUCGCGUCCGCUGUUCAGAGAAAACUCUCCGGUACCGACGCAGGCUUAUCCACAAGGUCGAACGUGUUACAUGUGCGGGAAGGUCGAAGGAGUCGACCUCGAACAUCGGAUCGGCAUGGGGAACUGCCCGGAGACGAUCGAACUCAUUAACUCCGGACACAUCCUCUACAGUCCCAUGGGUCAGCUAAUACGGAAGGACGGCACGCUCUUACCUCGCUCCCUAGGGUCUGGCUCUGGCGGGAUCGCGGCUAUCGUCCGACGAGAGAUCUCUUCAGCCGGGAAAGGGAAGGAACGAGAUCUUCCGCCGCAUCAGUCGCGCAUGGGGAUGAACGUCGGUCUUUACGCGGACGGCAAGCCAGUGUUGGGUGGUCGGACGACAGCGGUCGCAUCGGAGACAGUGUACGCCUUCCCAACGACGAGAGCUCAGGCAAAGGCAGGAGGAGAUGGUGGGGUUGAGAAACAGGUCCGGUUCGAGGAAGAGGAGGCCCAGCCGACGUGGAAGAAGUCCUUCCGUGCGCCGAACGUCCAUAGGCCCGCAGACCCGAGUGGCGAGUUCACGCGAAAGAAGGGCGCAGAGCAAUCGCAGAGCGCACCGCACCCAGCAAACACAGAGGAAGGCUGGCGGGAAAGACAGCGACAGAAGGCACGGGUAGAGGAGGGAACGGAUGAUGAAGGUCAUGUGAGACCUAAGCAAGCUAAGUCGAACCCUUACCGGUUCACCUCCACGGUGCAGGAACAAGUCUCUACUGAGAAUAUCCGCGAACAGGUGUUGGACACGAAGAUCACAUUGUCCCUACGCGAGAUUCUGGGAAUGUCCCCAGAGUUGCAGCGCAUCAUGCAGGCUUUGGUCAAGACCAGACGGGAGUUCAACGUCAAAUCUGGUGAGCGCGCGAGCGAUGUGGAGAACAGUGCUGAGGAAAUACAGAUCCUUUCACCUGAUGAGCCCGGGACUGCUUUCUUGACGUACGGUGAAGGAGAGGACCUGCGGCAGAUCCUCGAGAAGUAUGCAAGCGCUGUUGUAGUAGGUGCACGUCGACACUUCGCCAUGACGGUGGGGUUAGUCAAAGGGGUCUUCGGAGGAGAAAAGGUGACGUUCUUGGUCGAUUCGGGCUCAGAACUCAACCUGAUCACACGUCGUGUCUGGGAACAAACCGAGACACCGUUGGAUGAGGACGGCCGGCGCUGGUCCCUUCAGGGUAUCGGCGGUGAGUCAGUCGCUCUCCUCGGUUGUGCUCGAGACGCUCCAGUCCAGAUCAGUGGAAAGAACUUCGACCACAACUUCUUUGUCAGCACGAGGGAGCACGGGGCAUACGACGGGAUUCUGGGGCAACCGUGGCUGUCGUGGUUCUCGGCGGAUGUCUCAUACAAUCGGGCAGGACCGACAUACCUUCGGGCGUAUCCUUCAGGAGACAAGACCGGUGCAUUUAUCUCCAUCGAAAUUUGUCAGACUAAUCACCCGAGGAAUACAGAUCGCCUGAUCCUAACGACGACGUCCUCUAUCGAGCGGGACAUGGCCGCCGAGGUCGAAGAGGUCGAGGAGGAUUUUUGAGUAAGGGCGGGUCGGCGACGUCUGCCCCUGCCCUUAGUCUCUUAGACGUUGACAUACCGUGCAUGGGCAGGGCCAUGUACACGUUAUUAGGUGAUGUCCCCUAUUCUUCAGAUUUUGACUCUUGUUUUUUGGCUAUUU